Messenger RNA from Fulvia fulva, 1416 nucleotides. RefSeq lists its product as uncharacterized. NCBI's taxonomy places the organism in Eukaryota, Fungi, Ascomycota, Dothideomycetes, Mycosphaerellales, Mycosphaerellaceae. Bases 1 to 1416 code for a protein of 471 amino acids. The record is from RefSeq and is a predicted model, not a curated record. The transcript has a single exon.
AUGCUGUCGAUCGACAUCCAUCGCAUGACUGACCACCCAGACAACACGACGAUAACGUCGCAACCAGGACAACGCGACAAGGUCGCGGCAGCUAGCGACACCAACAAGAGGAGUCGCCUGCUUUCUCUACCGCAAGAGCUGCAGGACAUCAUCUUCGACUUCGCCUAUCCGGCCCAAGAUGGCACGAAGUACUACGACCGCAGAGACUGGACUGACCGCGAACAAGAGGCCCGCCGGAGAGACAGCAGCCGUGUGAUACGCCCAUUUCCUUCUCCGAAGGUCGAGGAAUUUAUGCUCUCGAGACAGUACUUUGCGGGCGCCUCUCGCGCAUGGGCCGCCAACCAAGACUUCGAGUUCGAUACAGGUAUGAGCGGCGCAUUCCGCAUACCUUACAUCGACAACAGGGAGUAUGAAGCUGGCAUCGUACGGAAACAUGCUACAACUGUCACCGUGGGCAUGUACCUUCCAUCUUUUGGUGCCCGUUGCCGCCAACACUUUGCUUGUCUCAGAGUGUUGUCCAUCUACCUGUCCCCGCGCGACUUCGAAUCUACAGAGCCGAAGUUCGUGUGGACGCAGACACUGGACGAGGCUGAUUUCGCUGUUGUUGCGGGCGCACUGAACCUAGAUAAGCUACGUGGCUUGCGAACUCUGAGACUGGUGCCUGACACGUGCUACUAUACCAAGUCUCCCCAGGAGGAACAGCAAUGGGUCGACAAUGUUCGCGACUUUGAGGCGUAUCUCAAACCAUUCAUCACACGCCCGCUGGAGGGCCACAGCAGAACGAAGCCUUCCACUGAGACCCACCGUACGGCGAUGCGUGAGCCGCCUCAGACGCGCCCAAGACCUGCGACAGAGAGUACAGGUGCAUCUUCGAAGCAGUCGAGAUCGCUUGCGCCCGCGCAAACAACGCUAUCUAUUCCUACACUCUUUACAGGUGGUCCUCCAAAGCUACCCAAGACAAUGCAGAGAUCGCGCACUGCCAAGUCGGCAUUGCAGAAGCCUCGAAAGCCGGCUGCAAGACAUGUGGACAGGGGCAACAAAAGUCAACAGAAGCCAGACGUCAACGGAGCUGGCAAGCUUGACAGCCGCGGAACGAAGCGCUUCAAUGGCGUUCGCGAGCAAAAGAGUCGGAAGAAGAUCUGCAUAAGGCAGCGUCGAGAGAGCGAAGUCGUCGCUGCGCUGCUCUUUGACGUUGAUAUUGAGCUUCGUAAAGUCCUCAAGGAUGAUGCGAAGGCAGUCUCGCUCAUUCCGCAGCAGCCUGGCGGGACUGCUCUUGGCAUGCUCGCGGUCGGUUCGGCGCUGCCGGAGAUCAUCGCAUCGGGUCUUGGAGCUGUGCGCUCGGAACCUCCUCAAUCCACUAUGAUGGCUAAGCAGGACCCUGUUAUGGGGGGGUGGUGCCUCUGCUUCUCAAACUGA